Molecule: messenger RNA, 2184 nt
Organism: Stylophora pistillata
Lineage: Eukaryota; Metazoa; Cnidaria; Anthozoa; Scleractinia; Pocilloporidae
Product: septin-2
Biological process (GO): cell division
Molecular function (GO): GTP binding
Source: RefSeq, a predicted model, not a curated record
UAUUUCACUUUCUUAAAUGGCUCCUGUAGAUGCUAAAGAACAACAAGAUUAAAUCUUCAAGAAUGUUGACCUUUUGGAAGGUUACACUUCAAGAUGAACAUUACAAUAUAUAUAUGAUCCAUUGAGGCCAUUGCACAGCAGGCUAGAGUAAACAGACUCUUCUGAUACAAUUGUCAUGUGACUCAUAUCUUGUUGUGUUCAGUUUGCCAUGUAGUAGGGAAGAUUUUUGCUUGAUGACCUAAAUCAUGGAACCUAAAGCCAUGGCAAACUAUGUAGGUUUUGCUAAUUUACCGAACCAAGUCCACAGAAAAUCUGUCAAGAAAGGAUUUGAAUUUACCUUGAUGGUUGUGGGUGAAUCAGGGCUGGGAAAGUCAACUCUCAUCAACAGUUUGUUUUUAACAGACCUUUAUGCAGACAGAAAACUACCCAAAGCUGCUGAUUGUGUAAAGAGGACAGUAAAGAUUGAGACAUCAACAGUUGAAAUAGAAGAAAGAGGGGUGAAAUUACGUCUGACUGUUGUAGACACUCCUGGCUAUGGUGAUGGCAUGGACAAUAAAGACAGUUUCAAACCCAUUCUGGAUUAUGUGAAAGAACAGUUUGAAAGUUACCUCAAAGACGAAUCAGGACUCAACCGACGGCACAUCGUGGACACAAGAGUACAUUGUUGUUUUUACUUUAUAGCUCCAACAGGACAUGGGCUCAAGCCUCUUGAUAUCGAGUUUAUGAAACAGCUACAUGACAAAGUCAACAUUGUUCCCGUCAUUGGAAAGGCUGACACCCUGACCCCAGCUGAACUGAACAGCAUGAAACGAAGGGUUUUAGAUGAAAUUGACGAACAAGGUAUCAAGAUUUAUGAACUCCCAGACUGUGAAAGUGAUGAGGAUGAAGAAUAUGUGGAGCAAACAAAACAACUUAAGGCUAGUAUGCCAUUUGCUGUGGUAGGAAGUAAUACUUUGAUAGAAGUCUGUGGCAAGAAGGUGCGAGGGCGGCUCUAUCCUUGGGGAGUGGUUGAAGUUGAAAACCCAAAGCACUGUGACUUUGUGAAGUUACGUACCAUGCUUGUUACUCACAUGCAGGACCUCAAGGAGGUGACACAAGAGAGUCAUUAUGAGAACUUCCGAGCAGCUCAGCUGUCAGGUGAAACUGAGCUCUCAAAUGGGGACAUUGAAGAUGCUCCAAGGAAUGGCAAAAGAGCUCAUAACGUUACAAAUGCCAUCAUCGAGAAAGACCGUGCCUUGAUGGAGAAAGAGGAGGAGCUUCGGCGAAUGCAGGAGAUGAUUGCAAAGAUGCAGCAACAGAUGAAAAGUCAGAGCUAGUGAGCCUAAGGCGAUUUGGAACCACUGUGAAAUAACUCCCAAGUGAUCAGUAUUAUGGACUAGAAACAAGAAAGUAAUUGCGUGAUAAUCUCAUGGUGACAUCUGUAGGAUUACAUGGGGCUAGCAUUAAUGUGGCCAUUUGACAGUGGCAACAUGGACAAAGAAAACAAAAUAGGUUACAUAAAUUAGGCAAUUAUUUGAUGCUAUCAAAUUAAGAUGUUUUUACUAAAUUUAUAGAAUGAAGAUAACUUUUAGACCCCUUCCCCUCCUGCAUUGUUAAAUCUUAAGAUUUUACUGAAAUAUUCAUAAUUACAUCUGUUUUAUAACAAUGCACAAUUUUCCUUUUUUAUCGUUUUUAUCUUUUGCAAACAGUGAGAAGCAUUUAUACUGUCAUAUUUUAUUGGUAAAUUUCUACUACUGCACAUGUUUUGUUGCUAUUUUGCUGAUAUCUUUUGAAGUAGAAGUUUACGAAGAUGUGAAUGUAUGAAUGUAUUAUCCUUAAAGCACAAUAUUUUUGCCAAAGAGGCACAGGGGAUUCCCAUUUCUAAUUUUAAAUGUUGUUCUUGCAGUUUUUAUCAAGUAUCCCAUGGUAGGUAGUGUUAUUAAAUAGCUGUUAACUAUCACACAGGUCUAAUGGAAAAUUGUUGUAUAAAAAUCUAGGCAAUAUAUUUAUUAACAGCUUUAAUUAUAUUUCGUUAGAUGUAGCUCUCUAUCGUAAUGGUUUAUAAUAUAAAACAUUUUUUCAAGUGAAUGGUGUAGUAGGUUAAUGCAUGUUUAUAGUAUUGUAGUCCGAUCUCUACCAAUUUUUCACAUAGAUGGCGUUAACAGAAUUUGCAAUGAAGUAGUUCAUUAAAAUUGAAAAGCUGUC